CCCCCUGAAACAGUGAGAAGUUUUGGGGCAUUGAGUUUCUUCAGCUUGAGAACACAGAAACCCAGGCUUCAAGUAAAGAUGGAGUAGAGUGUAGGUUGCAUAAUGAGGUUCAGUACUCACCAAUGAUUGAACUCCCCUGAGCUUAAUCUGUGUAUGUGUGGAAGAUGAAGCCCAUGAACAAUAACAACUGGUUGGGUUUCUCUCUCUCCCCUCAGCUCGGAAUGGAAGUUGCAUCAGAUCCCCUUAAGCAUGCAAAUCCUCAAACUGCACAUCAGUCUUCCCCUGCUUCUGCUUCCACUUUUGUUCCCAGCAACUUCCUUCUAUCCUAUCCACAUUUUAGCAGCCCUGGCAUUUGCUAUGGAGCUGAUGCGGAGAAUGUUGGGUUUUACUCUCAGCUCUCAUCAGUCAUGCCGGUUAAGUCUGAUGGCUCUCUCUGUAUUAUGGAAGCCUUCAGCAGAUCACAAGAAGGAAUGGUGCCAUCUCCUUCCCCAAAACUGGAAGACUUCUUGGGCUGUGGUCCAAACAUGGGGACCCAUCAGUAUAGCAACAGUGACAGGGGAGCAAUGGCUCUAAGCUUGGACAGUAUGUAUUAUGGACAAAACAUAGAGCAGGAGAGCAAUGAAAACCAUUCUCUUGAGCUCUUUCAACAACCUUUUAGACAACAGAACUACUUCCAGCCAUUGCACGAGAUGUAUCAGGAGUCAUUAGUUGGGGACCAAAUCCCUGAUUGUAGAUUUCAAAGCAACGAAAGAGUAGGUGAUGCAAGAGAGAUGGGUUUUGGCUCUCUUGGAUUACUGAGGCAUGGCGAUCUCAAGCCCUUGAGCUUGUCCAUGAGCCCUGGAUCUCAGUCUAGCUGCGUAACUGCUCCGCAGCAGCAGAUCGCUUCUGCUCCAGAAAAUGAGCAUUUUUCUUUGGAGCAUUCGAAGAAGAGAGUUAGUGAAAAAGGAGCUGAGAAGCAGCCAGUUCACAGGAAGUCCAUUGAUACAUUUGGCCAGAGAACUUCGCAAUACAGAGGAGUAACAAGGCAUAGAUGGACAGGUAGAUAUGAAGCACAUCUAUGGGAUAACAGCUGCAAGAAAGAAGGGCAAACAAGGAAGGGAAGGCAAGUUUAUUUGGGGGGCUAUGAUAUGGAAGAGAAAGCUGCAAGAGCCUAUGACUUGGCUGCAUUGAAGUACUGGGGACCUGCCACCCACAUCAACUUCCCUCUGGAGGAUUACCAGGAGGAGCUUCUACAAAUGAAGAACAUGAGCAGGCAGGAAUAUGUUGCUCACUUAAGGAGGAAAAGUAGUGGAUUUUCUAGAGGAGCUUCUAUAUAUCGAGGAGUCACUAGGCAUCACCAACAUGGAAGAUGGCAGGCUCGCAUAGGAAGAGUCUCAGGAAACAAAGAUCUUUAUCUUGGAACCUUUGGCACACAAGAAGAAGCAGCUGAAGCUUAUGACAUUGCUGCAAUAAAAUUUCGUGGCACAAAUGCCGUCACUAACUUCAUUAUGUCAAGAUAUGAUGUUGAAAAGAUUAUGGCGAGUAGCACCCUACUGUCUGGCGAACUUGCUCGAAGAAAUGGAGGUGUUGAAAUUUUCGACAACGUAGCGUUGACAGGACAUGGCACCAGAGAACUCGACUCAACCGAAGACAAUGUGAAUGCGUCGGACUGGAGAAUGACGCUCUACCAAUCUCCACCGCCGGCUCCGGCGAACUUGGAACCGCUCGACCACCAAUCUAUAUCAGCUAAUGGAAAUCAUCAAAACAGCUCAUUUUUGGCAAAUUUUAAUGGUUUUCUUGGGAUGGAAAGUUGGGCAUCAAACCAGCUUAGUAGUUCAGUAGCUUUGGCUCAAACACCGGUUUAUGCUGCAUGGAAUGAUGGCUGAAUCUUAAUUUCUUAUGUUGAGAGCAUGCGAUGAGUGAAGGUGGAGGUGAAAAAGAGAAGUUUUGGGGUGGGGGGAUAGGUUUGUGUAUUGUGGGGAAAAAGAUGGGAGGAAUCAGGCCUCUUCUGCUUUUUUCCAGUGGUUUCAAAUUUUGGUAGUUCUGCUUUUGAGCCAUGUGGGGAAAUGAUGUUACAGAGUGGGGGCCUCUUAAGAGGGGGGAUAUAUUUAGCUCUCUGUUUUUUUUUUUUUCUUUGUUUGUUGUAAUUUCUUGGCCAGUUUUCUUCGUUAAU
This is a messenger RNA of Phalaenopsis equestris, 2152 nucleotides long. RefSeq names its product AP2-like ethylene-responsive transcription factor ANT. The record is from RefSeq and is a predicted model, not a curated record. The coding region runs from base 165 to 1865 and encodes 566 amino acids. Gene Ontology annotation, molecular function: DNA binding; DNA-binding transcription factor activity. Lineage: Eukaryota; Viridiplantae; Streptophyta; Magnoliopsida; Asparagales; Orchidaceae. Gene Ontology annotation, biological process: regulation of DNA-templated transcription. The transcript is spliced from 9 exons.